AAAGAAAAGGAAAAAUGCUAAAUACUCAUAAAAGUUCAUUUGAUUGAACUAAUUCCUUUAAGUUUGUCCUACUCAAACCAAUUAAUUAUUUUCAGCAUUGUGGUUUAGUGUUUGCUGCUCUGAAAACUCUCUUCAUGCAGUCAAGAAAAACAAUCAUUCCCUUUAUUUGGUCAAUCAAAAAUAGUUUCUCUUUGCAUGUGGCCAGCAUCUAUAUUAGUUGUACGUUUGAGACAACAAAGACAAUUGCAGAGGUGUAAAAAUAGCACAUGAAUGAUUUUUCUUUUCAUAAUUUUCCAAAAAUUGUGCUUAGUGAUACUUAAGUUUUGAAACAAGAUUUUUAGUGGGGAUGCUAGUGCUAGGGGAUUGUUCUGUCCUUGCCAUUCAAGAUCAUUAAAUCACAACUUCAAAGUAGUUUAGAUGGUGGUUAGUAGUGUUUUAUUUGUUGCAUGCCUCUCUGUUUGUAUUUUGGUUUAAUUAGUUAGUUGUUCUUUGCCAGUGCCUUUUAUGAUUCACAAAAUGAUACAAGACACCAGUUUUGCUACACAUUUUGUCAAAACACAUUUUUAGCACUUCCAGUGUUUAUGAAGUUACUGUGUUUUGACUAAAUGCCGCAUUGGGUACUAAACACUAUUCAUCAAGACAUUUCGGGAAGCUGCAUAUUCAAAACAUUGCUCAUACCUGAUUUGCAUCUUGUGAUUGUCCUUGCUGAAUAUUAUUCAACUUCUUUGCACACUUGACUUCAUAAUAUUGUUAUUAAUUUGAAUUCAUAACAUUGUACCAAAUUCCUUUGUAUAUUACUGAGAUGUGCAGACCUUCCUCAGGGGAGAUCCUGUCAAUAUUCUCUCUCUCCCUCUCUUCCUUCCCUUCCCCCUAUGUUUUGAAUUCUCUCUACUUUUUUCUUUCUUUUCCAUUUGUUCCCAUUUAAUACCCCCACAACAUACACUCAAACGGAGUUAACUUUUUCUAUUUUCUUACUUUUUUUUUUCUCCAUCGUUCCCUUUUGCUAUGAUUCUCUCUCUUUCCCAUUUCUCUCUCUCUGUAUCUUUCCCCCUCCCUCCACUCUCUCUCUCUCCCCUCCCUCUCCUGUUCUCUUUAUCUCCUCCCCUCUCUCCCUCGAUUUCUCUCUUACCAUUUGCUCUCUCACAAUACCCCCCUCCCUCCUCACUGGCAAAGGCUUCUCUUCUCCUCCCUCAUCCCUCCAUUUUCUCUUCUUUCACAAUGCUUCUCUCUCUCUCAGCCAUUUUAAAUGGAGGUAUAUCUACUUAUCUUAAAUCCAUUAAAAAUCAAUACUUGCUCAGUAAUCGUGACUUAAUGAGAAUUAAGGUGUAAUUAUAUCCCACAGUUAUAAAUUAAGUUUAAUCACUAAUGAACAAUGAACCUCAUUCAUGAAAACCAGUAGAAUGAAUGGUUCAUAAAACCGUUCAUCCAAAAGCUUAAAAAUGCUGCCUUUGGAGGAUGCAUUCCAAGGUAGGAAGGCAUCAAGGCAUGUCCGAAUCUAAUUUUAGCUUCACUUCCUAUUUCCUGAGAUACAUUAAUUUGAUUGAUUUUUGAAGGCAGCAUAGAUAUAUCCUUUGCGUCCUUUGAAAUCCCACGAUUCUGUGCCUUCCAUUCUGUGACAGUUGAGCCCAAAAUUAAAGAUGGUGUCUGAAGGUUGCGGUUGGUGAUCAGUCUGUGUGUAAAUGUAUGUUUUUGACCAACGGUUUCCACUUUUAAUGUCAUUUCUAUUGAGAGAUCCCUAUUGUAGUAAUUAAAUAUUUGCUUAGUUUUCACAAAAAGCUCUCCUUUUUUUUUAUUGUAGAUCAUUAAACUGCUAUGCUGCCUCAAAAGUCUGCCCGAAAUCAGUUUCAAGAGGUACCAUGUCCAAACACUGCCUGCAAAGUUAUUGCGUAAUAGGGCAGCGAGGUUGCAAAGUUUUUGGACACAGCAUAGCACAGCUUCCCAUACCUUAUUGCUUAAUUGUUUACUAAUUGUGGUUUGAAUUUAACUGGAUGUCAAAAAAAAUGUACCAAAAUCUACAUCCUGUUAUUAGUGAUUUUGUCCAUAACAAGUUUGUUUGUUGAAGCUGUGAUGUAACCAUAUGUAGCAACAGAUCUUUUCUUCUGUAUUGUGAUGGACAUCCGAGUAAAAUGGAUUAUAAAAAAAGAAGUACAGCAGCGAUUUGGUUCAAUUCAUUGGUUGUUGAUUGGAUAUAGGCAGAUUGUAAGAAAGGGAUGAGUGUAUGCAGACCAAAUGAUUGGAGCAGCAUACACCACCAGAAAGAAGUCUGUGCUUUCAUUGGAUGAUCGAGUUAUGACAUUUUGAAGAACAGCGAAGCAUAAAUGCAUCAUAAUAGCUUGACAGUAAAAAAUGGAUUCUUGUGUCUAAGAACAUAAAUGCAUAUCGCAUAGUGUCUGCUGAGCAUUAAAACAGAGAGAUAUGCUGAACGCUUCUGUUUCUCAGGGUUCAGGCCAAAAGGUCCUCGUCUGGCACGGAGUCUCUCAGAUGCACUCUCAUGCGCUCUCAGCCUCUGUUCUGUCAGCCUGCUAAACAAACUUGAAGCUGUCGGAUGAUUUCCUUUUUCCCCUCUGCUUAUACAUAUCCAUUUUGUACUCCUCUUUAAUUUGAUCAGAUUGUUUUAUAGAAUGUUUUCUGUAUUUCUUCUAAAAUACUUGCAGCUCCCAUCUGUUUUUACGCUCUGUCAAACACAUCUUCUCUUUGUGUGCUCGCUGUGAUGUACAUGUAUGCCUAUAUGUUUAUGGCUGAGCUCACAUUUUCACAGCAUGAAUGUUUGUGUUCUCAAAUGUGUUUCGCAAGUGUAUGCAAGAGAGAAUGUCUGAGCGAGACAGUUGGAGAGGGUAAGGGGAAAAGAAAGAAAGAAGGAAAGAAAGAAAGAAGGAAAGAAAGAAAAAGAGGGGGAGGGAGGGAAUGAGUGAGUGAAGGAAAAGAGCACUGUAUGUGUGUGCUUGCUUGCACCAAAGAGAGAGAGAGAGAGACAGAAAAAGAGAGAGAGGAGAGUGGGGGAGGGGAAAGCAGAGAGAGAAAAAGAGUGAGAGAGGAAAAAGAGAGCACACAUACACAGAGAACAGAGAGAGAGUACGAGAAACACAGAGGAGAGAGUGUCUGUUUUGGUCCAGAGAACAUAUAAUGUAUGAAGGGGAGGGCAGCGGGUGAAUUCAAACCUGUGACUCUGCCUCAGGAUGAGAUCUCUCAAACACCUGAAGCCACAGACCAAGAAAAAUGUGGAGGAGAAGACACAGCGGCUGGUCAGAUGUUAUUCUGAGGCCAUGCACCAGCAGAUGGAUGCAGGCACACAGACAGACCCUGUGGUGGUCCUGUCUCUGGCCCAAGCAGCUGUGUUGGGACUCAUCUCACAGAACGAGGUCUUUGGCGCCACCAUCGCCCCCAACGGCUUCUACACCGGAGACCCCAAAGAGUCCCCCGCUCCGCCAGGUGAGAGAAUGGACUACGAAUACGCCGACCAGCUUAUAGGAGCCAACGGCGACUAUCUUGGAGAGAAUUUGGGCGAGGAUGGGCACAUGCACUCCAGCUGUGCCGAGAGAAGGUGGCAGGGGCAACCCGAGAACAGCAAACCCUCUGUAGAGCACCAAGACAUGGCAUCACACAUUAAAGGAGAGGCUGUGACCCGGUUGCCCUCCUGCACUCACAUGAUGAAUAACAUGGUGCCCAGAGAAGGCAUGCAGAUGGUGGACCCCUCCAGCUACAGGGUCCUGCCCAAACCCCAACCCAACAACUGCUGCUCCACCUGCGUCAGAGACCCCAAGAAUACGCACCCUCCGACUGACCAACAUUUACACCCUCAUUCCCACAACCACACACCUCAUGAGGUUCCUUCACGCAACAGGAGCCACGCACAUGAAAAAGGAGUAGAUGAGGUAACUGAAGACAGGGACAACGGGAGAAAUGGCAUGGGGAAAGCAGGAAGCGGUGGCGAGGAAAUUAGCAGCUAUUUUCAGGCUAACGAGGUCAGCUAUGAGGGCGGCGAGAUGGAAGGGGUAGGGGACUUCGAUGAGAACAGUGAGGGGAUGUUCUGGGCAGAGCCCGUGGAAGGAGAGGCACCCCGUGGCCGCCGUAUCGACCGACUGGACAUUAACAUCCAGAUCAAUGAGUCGUACUGUGUGGACGUUGGUGAGGGCCUGAAGCGAUGGAAGUGCCGCAUGUGUGAGAAGUCAUACACCUCCAAGUACAAUCUGGUCACGCACAUCCUGGGCCACAAUGGCAUCAAACCACAUGCGUGUCCACAUUGCGGCAAACUCUUCAAGCAGCCCAGCCACCUACAGACGCACCUGCUGACACACCAGGGCACACGGCCACACAAGUGCACUGUCUGCAAGAAGGGCUUCACCCAGACCAGCCACCUGAAGCGGCACAUGCUGCAGCACACUGACGUUAAGCCCUACAGUUGUCGUUUUUGUCGUCGUGGUUUUGCCUACCCCAGUGAACUCCGUGCUCACGAAGUAAAGCAUGAACGAGGCCGGUGCCACGUCUGCUCACAGUGCGGCAUGGAGUUUCCUACCUAUGCCCACCUGAAGCGUCAUCAGGUGAGCCACCAAGGACCUUCCACCUUCCAGUGUAGCCAGUGCAACAAGUCGUUUGCCUACCGCAGCCAGCUGCAGAAUCACCUGCUGAAGCACCAAACGCAGCGCUCCUUCUCCUGCAGUCAGUGUGGCCUGCAGUUCCUUCAACUGCAUCAGCUACGCCAACACUCCCUAACACACAAGACAAACAAGCCUCAGGCCCGCGCUACUAAGGGAACAAAGGGGUUUAAGUGUGACGUAUGUGCCCGAGAGUUUACAUUGUCUGCAAACCUAAAGAGGCACAUGUUAAUCCAUGCCAGUGUCCGGCCAUUCCAGUGUCAUGUGUGCUUCAAAUCUUUCGUCCAGAAACAGACCCUCAAAACUCACAUGAUUGUACACCUGCCUGUGAAACCCUUCAAGUGCAAGGUGUGCGGGAAGUCAUUUAACCGAAUGUACAACCUCCUGGGCCACAUGCACCUCCAUGCAGGCAGUAAGCCCUUCAAAUGUGCAUGCUGUUCGAGUAAAUUUAACCUGAAGGGCAAUCUUAGCAGACACAUGAAGGUCAAACAUGGAAUGGACGUCUCUCCAGAUGGACAAGAUGGCCCACCAGACAUGGAGCCUCAUGAGGACUAUGAGGAUGAGAACUUCAAUUUUACAGCACCAGAGAAUAUGGAAAACAGUGAUGCACCGAACCUAACUAAGCUCUCUGAAGUGGCCAUCCAGGAACUUGACUAUUAUAAUUUUGGGAAGGAUGUGGGAAACUACAGUACAGCAUAAAAUAUUUUGAAUUAAAGUCAAGCUGAAUAAAUGUUAAGGAACAAAUGACCUGUGCUGGCACUCAUCAACCAUGAGUUGAUUGAGAUGUUCCUCCAUGAGAACCAAUGAUCACCUUUUUGGAGUUGCUCACCUUUGGUAGUUGGAGGCCAUCUUGACCUCCUGGGGUUGAUCUCAUGGGGUAGCCACUGAAACGAUGGAACGAUAGUUUGCAAAGAGUCCUUUAACUCUUUUCAGCUCUAACAAACAUCAACGCUGUAUUUUUAGUAUGUUGUGGAUCACAUGGUUACAUUAAUACCUGAUAAAUUAGCAUCAUGACAUGCAGGUGCAGGGUGUGUAUUAAUUUGUGUAAAUUAAUACACACCCUCCUCCAAAUAUAAUUUUGGUUGGGAAUAUGGAAAUAGGAGGUGCAUGCAGCCUUGUGGCCUUCAUCGGUGUGGUACCUCAGAGCAGUCUAUUGUAUUAACUUGAGUUAUUUUCAUUUAUAUCGCCUUCACUUACAGUAACUCCAAGAAACACACCAAGAGAUUUCUAGUGUAAAAGAAAAAACCUGUAAGGCCCAUGUAAAUGGUUGGAUAUCUGCAUGAGUAGAUAGGGUUGUGUGGGUAAAAAAAAAACAACAACAAAAAAAGUGUGAGCGUGUGCCUGGGCCCUGGCUACCAAAGCUAAAGCUCUUCAUCUGGUACAGGACCAUAUGCCCAUUCCUGAGCACCACUACUGUUGCCAGAAUUAAACUAAUCUAAAGUUUGGUUUAACAACUUUUGAAUGGAAAAUUACUGUUCCUUUGUAUUGAUUUGCUAUUUAUUUUGCACUUUGGAAAAAUCAAUUACUUAUGAUGAGCCUCUUUCUUCACUGACUGUUUGAGUUCUGGUUUAACUAAAAGAGAUAAAGCCUGUCACAUCCAUAGUAAACUGUUUCUCAAGGCAACUCUGCAGAUUCUUAAAUAAACCUGUUUGUUUUUUAAGUUUA
Messenger RNA from Megalobrama amblycephala (Wuchang bream), 6257 nucleotides. RefSeq names its product zinc finger protein 710b (gene znf710b). NCBI's taxonomy places the organism in Eukaryota, Metazoa, Chordata, Actinopteri, Cypriniformes, Xenocyprididae. Gene Ontology annotation, molecular function: RNA polymerase II cis-regulatory region sequence-specific DNA binding; DNA-binding transcription factor activity. Gene Ontology annotation, biological process: regulation of transcription by RNA polymerase II. The record is from RefSeq and is a predicted model, not a curated record.